Messenger RNA from Ceraceosorus bombacis, 709 nucleotides. The record is from the annotation of a GenBank genome assembly. Lineage: Eukaryota; Fungi; Basidiomycota; Exobasidiomycetes; Ceraceosorales; Ceraceosoraceae.
AUGUUGUUGCCGGCACGACGAUCUAGCCGCCAAAGUUCUCGCUCAGCCACAUUCGAAUGGCUGCUGCUAUGCUUGACAACGACGCUAUGCCUGCUCAGUCACCUGGGUGGAGUUGCAGCAUACCAGGUCAAAUUGGAUUCGUUGGAUCCGCUGCUUCAAACAUGCUCCGGCAUGUGGCCGGGCAGCAAUACUAGCGUGGAACUUCAGUUGAACGCUACCAGCAACAAGGGAACUGUCGCGACCAUCGUCUAUGAUUACAAGGAUUUCGCCAGGCUCGGCAAGGCAAGCAAGGAGGAGGAUGCCUUUGGCACGAGGGUGAGUUGUAUCGCGGCGCGUAGGCUCCCCAGCCAGGCUCCUGCUUCCAUCUCCUCUCUCCUCUCCCCGGUCGGCUGACUGAGCAUUCAACCCCCUCCUUCCCAUAGACGCGCACGUACGUCUGUACUGCACCUGCAGUCAAUGCCGGUCUCUGCUCCUUGGAGGAGCAAGGAAACUUUUUGGUGGAUGGCGACAUCAAUGGAACCUCAAUCGUUCGCAAUCGCGUCGACUUGGAGCAGGGCAAAGUCAAGAGCGUCGUGAGUUGGGAGCGCAGCAGACCUUUGCGUGCAAGCAUGCAUUCACACCACUCUGUUCUGCGCACCUUUAGGUGUACCCCGUCACAAAGAUGGGCUACUAUUGCGUUGGUGCGGGUGAGGCUGCGGAGCCUGCCUGA